AUGCAGGCGUACGCUUCUAGUGGCAGUGACCCAAAACUUGGAAGCCAUGGAAAUCUGCUGAGUUGUUCUUCACCGUGUAAGCUCCAUAUCCUUGUCUCUCCUUGGAGUUCUAGGAUUUUUCUAGGGUUUAACUCACACACUCGCAACUCCUUUUCGAAAAGAAAUAACUGCUCUUUACCGUCUACACCUUUAGUUGCUGACGAUAUUUUGAACAAAAUUGUGGAAACCCCACAAGCCCAGAAAAAAACUCAUAGUCCAAGUAAGCUUCAGAGUUCUUCCAAUAAUCUGACUUUACCCAAAAAGACUUCAAUUGAUGGUAAAAAAAAGAGAUAUGGUGGAAUUUUACCUUCGAUUUUACGGUCUUUAGCGUCUGAAAAUGAUGUUGAAAAGACAUUGGGUUUAUAUUAUGGUAAGCUGACUCCCAAAGAGCAGACUGUAAUUCUCAAAGAGCAGAAUAGCUGGGAGAAGGUUUUGAGGAUUUUUGAGUGGUUCAAGUCACAGAAAGAAUAUGUUCCUAAUGUGAUACACUACAAUGUUGUGCUUCGAGCCCUAGGUAGGGCUCAGAAAUGGGAUGAAUUGAGGCUUUGCUGGAUUGAAAUGGCUAAAAAUGGAGUCUUGCCGACAAAUAACACUUAUGGGAUGCUCGUUGAUGUGUAUGGCAAAGCGGGGCUGGUGAAGGAGUCACUUUUGUGGAUUAAACAUAUGAAGUUGAGGGGUAUUUUCCCGGAUGAGGUCACAAUGAAUACAGUUGUUAGGGUGUUGAAGGAUGCAGGGGAAUACAAUAGGGCAGAUAGGUUUUAUAAGGAUUGGUGCAAUGGUAGGGUUGAAUUGGGUGAUCUUGAUUUGGAUAUCAUAGGCGAUUCUAAUACUAUUAGUUUGAAGCAGUUUUUGUUGACUGAGCUUUUUAGAACGGGUGGGAGGAACAAUUUUUCUACGCUGGGUGGUACAUCAGAUGUGGAAAAAUCUGUCAAAAAACCACGACUUACUGCUACUUAUAAUACUUUGAUUGAUUUGUAUGGAAAGGCAGGUCGUUUGAAGGAUGCUUCAGAUGUCUUUGCGGAUAUGUUAAAGUCUGGGGUGAUGCCGGAUACAUUUACUUUCAACACCAUGAUCUUCAUCUGUGGUAGUCAUGGUUACUUGUCCGAGGCUGAAGAAUUGCUCAACAAAAUGGAGGAAAGGGGAAUUUCUCCUGAUACAAAGACUUACAACAUUUUUCUAUCCCUCUAUGCUGAUGUGGGGAACAUAGAUGCAGCUCUUCUGUGCUAUAGGAAGAUUAGGGAGGUGGGUCUUUUUCCUGAUGAGGUAACCCAUAGGGCUGUUCUCCAGAUAUUGUGCGAUAGAAAUAUGAUUCAGGAGGUGGAAGCUGUGAUUGAGGAAAUGGAGAACUUGGAGAUGAAAAUUGAUCAAAAUUCUCUUCCUGUACUUAUUAAAAUGUAUGUCAACGAAGGAUUGACUGAGCGGGCUAAGUUCCUAUUUGAGAAGUGUCAAGCCAAUGGUUGGCUGUUAUCGCGGACGUUUGCUGCUAUAAUAGAUGUAUAUGCUGAGAAAGGACUUUGGGCUGAAGCAGAGGCUGUGUUCUACUCCAAGAGAGGUGGUUAUGGACAGAAAAGGGAAGUCUUGGAGUAUAAUGUCAUGAUCAAAGCUUAUGGUAAGGCAAAGCUUUAUGACAAAGCUUUCUUACUCUUCAAGGGCAUGAGAACUCAUGGGACAUGGCCAGAUGAGUGCACAUACAAUUCCCUGAUCCAAAUGUUUGCUGGCGGUGAUUUAGUGGACAAAGCAAGAGACCUCUUUGUUGAAAUGCAGAAAGCAGGAUUUACACCUUCAUGUCCAUCCUUCUCUGCUGUUAUUGCUCGGUAUGUUCACAUGGAAAGGCUUUCUGAUGCAGUCAGUGUGUACCAAGAAAUGUUACAAGCAGAUGUAAAACCAAACGAAGUUGUUUAUGGAUCGUUAAUUGAUGGCUUUGCAGAAGCUGGCAAAUUUGAAGAAGCUAUUCACUACUUCCAUGUGAUGGAAGAGUCUGGUAUAUCAGUAAACCAAGUUGUUUUAACUUCUAUGAUCAAGGCUUAUGGUAAAAUUGGGUCUGUGGAAGGAGCAAAACAAUUGUAUGAGAAGAUAAAGAAGUUGAAUGGGGGUCCUGAUAUUGUGGCAUCGAACAGCAUGCUCAGUCUAUGUGCAGAGUUAGGAAUGGUGUCCGAAGCAAAAAUGAUAUAUGAUCAUUUGAAAGAGAAAAAUUGGGCAGAUGGAGUUACAUUUGCAACCAUGAUGUAUGUAUAUAAAAACAUGGGUAUGCUUGACGAAGCUAUUGAAGUUGCGGAGGAGAUGAAACAGUCACAUUUAGUUAGGGACUGCGUAACAUUUAAUAAAGUGAUGGCAUGCUACGCUACAAAUGGGCAACUAGUCGAGUGUGGUGAGUUGCUGCAUGAAAUGGUAGUGAAUCUGAAGCUUUUGCCUGACGGGGGGACGUUCAAAAUACUAUUUACCAUAUUAAAGAAAGGAGGUGCCCCAGCUGAAGCAGUAAGGCAGCUUGAGUCGUCUUACCAAGAAGGAAGACCUUAUGCCAGGCAAGCUGUGAUAACCUCUGUUUUUUCGGUAGUGGGUUUGCAUACAUAUGCCUUGGAAUCUUGUGAAAUCUUUGAGAAAACAGAUUUGGAUUUUGAUUCCUUUGCUUAUAAUGCUGCAAUACAUGCAUAUGGGGCUUUGGGGAAAACUGACGAGGCAUUGAACAUGUUUAUGCGAAUGCAAGAUGAGGGAUUAGAACCUGAUAUUGUUACCUUCAUUUAUCUUGUUGGUUGUUAUGGAAAAGCUGGCAUGGUUGAAGGCGUGAAGAGGAUCUCUAGCCAAUUAAAAUAUGGAGCUAUUGAACCUAAUGAAUCCUUGUACCAGGCGGUGAUAGAUGCAUAUAAAGUAGCCAACAGGCAUGACCUUGCUGAAUUGGUUCAUCAAGAAAUGAGAUUCGCUUCUGAUGAGCAACAAUUUACGGAUUCUGGAAGUGAAAGUGAAAGUGAAAAUGACCCAGAGGAAUCUUAUACUGAGAUUCUGAUGGUAUGGUACCAAAUGCUGACUGCCCUUUUUAGUGUCCUGGUUUUGUAUUACCUGAGGGUCCAGAAGUUCACUGUCACUACCAAUAGUGGAACUGGAGUAUGA
Molecule: messenger RNA, 3144 nt
Organism: Fraxinus pennsylvanica
Lineage: Eukaryota; Viridiplantae; Streptophyta; Magnoliopsida; Lamiales; Oleaceae
Source: the annotation of a GenBank genome assembly